Molecule: messenger RNA, 8163 nt
Organism: Chinchilla lanigera (long-tailed chinchilla)
Lineage: Eukaryota; Metazoa; Chordata; Mammalia; Rodentia; Chinchillidae
Gene: Zkscan1
Product: zinc finger with KRAB and SCAN domains 1
Exons: 7
Coding region: 405-2096 (563 amino acids)
Biological process (GO): regulation of transcription by RNA polymerase II
Molecular function (GO): DNA-binding transcription factor activity, RNA polymerase II-specific; RNA polymerase II cis-regulatory region sequence-specific DNA binding
Source: RefSeq, a predicted model, not a curated record
CUCAUUGUGUCUGUGUCGAGGCGUCGGGAGGGCCUAGGUCCGUUUUCGGUGCCCUUCGGCCGGCCUGAGCCCUAGCGUCAGCUCCCUUUUCUCUCCCAGCAUCCCCAGGCCGCUCCCGGGGCUCACGGUACUUUUUCACUCAUUGGCGACUUUUAGAGGGACAUUGAUUUUUACCUCUUAAUCUGGCUAAGACCUCGUGUUCAAGAGAAGCUUCAGCUCUGCCUUUUCAUUGUUGUCCACUUGUGUUUGCAUCGUCCAUAUUUCCUGUCAUUGUCUCUGCAAGAAUCUUUUUUAGCUGCUGGCCUCGUUUAUGAAGGAAUAGUACAGGAACAGGUCUAAAACCUCUAGCCAGAAAGGCUAGCAGAGACCCCAUUUGGAUCACGCCAAUUCAGUGAGCCUGAACAAUGACUGCUGAGUCAAGGGAAGCCACAGGUCUGUCCCCCCAUGCUGCACAGGAGAAGGACGGCAUUGUAAUAGUGAAGGUAGAAGAGGAGGAUGAGGAAGACCAUAUGUGGGGGCAGGAUUCCACCCUGCAGGAGACGCCACCUCCCGACCCAGAGAUUUUCCGCCAGCGUUUUAGGCGCUUCUGUUACCAGAACACUUUUGGGCCUCGAGAGGCACUGAGUCGACUAAAGGAACUUUGUCAUCAGUGGCUACGACCAGAAAUAAACACCAAGGAGCAGAUCCUGGAGCUGCUGGUGCUGGAGCAGUUCCUUUCCAUUCUGCCCAAAGAGCUCCAAGUCUGGCUACAGGAGUACCGGCCUGAUAGCGGAGAGGAGGCUGUGACACUCCUGGAAGACUUGGAGCUUGAUCUGUCAGGACAGCAGGUCCCAGGUCAGGUUCAUGGGCCUGAGAUGCUCGCCAGAGGGAUGGUGCCUCUGGAUCCAGCUCAGGAGUCCUCAAGCUUUGAUCUCCAUCACGAGGCCACCCAGUCACAUUUCAAGCAUUCAUCUCAGAAACCCCGCCUCUUGCAAUCCCGAGCUGUCCCUGCCACCCACGUUCCUGCCCCUGCUCAUGAGGGGAGUCCCAGAGACCAGGCGAUGGCAUCUGCCCUACUGACCGCAGAUUCCCAGGCAAUGGUGAAGAUCGAGGACAUGGCCGUGUCCCUCAUCCUGGAGGAAUGGGGCUGUCAGAACCUGGCUCGGAGGAAUCUCAGUAGGGACAGCAGGCAGGAGAAUUAUGGGAACGUAUUUUCCCAGGGUUGUGAAAACAGGAGUGAGAACAAGGAGUCGACCUCAAAGGCGGAAGACAAAGAGGACUCGGCAUCCCGGGGGGAGACAGCAGGAAGAUUCCAGAAGGAUUUGGGAGAGAAACGUGAACAGCCAGGCAGAGUAGUAGAAAAGCAACAGAGAAACCCUGAAGAGAAAACUGGAAAAGACAAGAAAGAGUCAGGGCCAGCUGCAGCCAAGGAGAAAAAAACCACCACAGGAGAGAGAGCUCCAAGGGAGAAGGGCAAAGGGUUGGGAAGAAGCUUCAGUCUGAGUUCAAACUUUAAUAAUACCCCUGAAGAGGUUCCAACAGGAGCAAAGUCUCAUAGAUGUGAUGAAUGUGGUAAAUGCUUCACAAGAAGCUCAAGCCUUAUCCGCCAUAAGAUAAUCCACACUGGAGAAAAGCCCUAUGAAUGUAGUGAGUGUGGGAAAGCCUUCAGUCUCAACUCGAACCUUGUCCUGCAUCAGCGAAUCCACACAGGGGAGAAACCUCAUGAAUGUAAUGAAUGUGGGAAAGCCUUCAGUCACAGCUCAAAUCUCAUUCUGCACCAGCGCAUCCACUCUGGAGAGAAGCCCUAUGAAUGUAAUGAAUGCGGGAAGGCCUUCAGCCAGAGCUCAGACCUCACUAAGCAUCAGAGAAUACACACAGGGGAGAAACCCUAUGAAUGUAGCGAAUGUGGAAAAGCUUUCAACCGAAACUCAUACCUUAUUUUGCAUCGGAGAAUUCACACUCGAGAAAAACCUUACAAAUGCACUAAGUGUGGCAAGGCCUUCACCCGGAGCUCAACCCUUACACUGCAUCACAGAAUCCAUGCCAGAGAGCGAGCCUCAGAGUACAGCCCAGCCUCCCUGGAUGCAUUUGGAGCAUUCCUAAAAGGUUGUGUGUAAAACAGGAAUUUGUCGUCAAACCAUUACCCCCUUUCAUUCCUAAAAUUAUUUCAGAGAUAUGUGCCCACUGAGGGGAAAAGAAAAGGCUUCAGUAGAUUUUUAAAAAUCACACUCAAGCAUCCUUAGAAUUACAUUGGCAGUGUUCUACCUUUGGGCAUGUAAUUCUUCCACACAGCCCCCGCAGGGAAAAACUGGUCAUACAAAUAAUCCACAUGAUAUUCCACACACGGUGAAAGCACACACAUAGUAAAAUAUCAGACUUUUCCAUAAUGAGGAUACCUUUAAGGCACUGUUGGACUCACAGUAACCAUAGCACAUACUUGAAAGAUGCAGAUUGCUCUGUGAACAUGACCUUUGAGAUUAAGAAGCCACUUGCUGCAAACAAGUCCUGCUUGGCCAACAUCUUGUUUGUUUCUUUAAAAAGAGGGACGUGCUGCUCCAGCUAGUUAUAUACCCCAUAAGUGAUGUGUAUCUGAUCACUGGUAGCCUACCAAAGCAAUAGAAAUCUAGGACUGUACUGACCAAUCUCAAACCAAAGAUUUCUAUCUCUUCCUGAAAGAGAGGGUAUGUGCACCAGUCUACAGUUCCAAAGGACUUCAACAAAUGUAGAUGGCUCUAUCCUCAUCACUGAGAUCAGUUCUACUGAAAUAGCAAUGAGUCAAACACUUCUCCCCCUUCUUGAAGUUCCUGAAGCACUCUAGCACUCCUAAAGGCAUUUCUUCACAAGUUAGCACUUGAUGAUAUACUGUCUUUUAAUCUUCCAUUGUUUUGUCUAUGAGAUUUUAUCACCCCCCCCAAAAAAAAGAUGUUUCUGUUGUCAAGAGAUGUAGUUUUAUGUUCUAUAGCACAGCACUGCACAUAGUGCUGAGCACGUAAGAGGCACUCCUUAUGACUGACUUCUAAUGGAACUUUAAUAUUUAUGAGAAAGCCUUGUGAAUCACAAGUUCCUGAAGUACAGUAGCCUGGCCCAUCUCUCAAAGAGGACCUUCAGAGCCAGUAAGAGGAGGUAUACUAAAACCUCUGGGGUUUGAUGGUAUUUGUGUCUUAAAUAUAAACAAAAAGAACUUGUGUAGAUUUUUCUAAACAUGGUUCAGGAGUAAACAACAAAAUGUCAAGUGACUAUUCUUAGCAUCUUAAUGAAGGUAUGAACACUGACUUAAAGUUGUUUUUUGACAUUUCUCCAUGGCAGUGGUACUAACCAGAACUCACUCCAGUCAGCUGCUGGACAGUAUGAUGAUGGGGACACUUCCUGAAUCAUUUGUAACUGAAGUACCGGUGAUAUAGUUCAGAAGAGGUGAUUUUUUUAUUGCUUUUCAGAAAAAGGAAAAUGGAACAUACUUUCCAGAGAUGCAAAAGCACUUGUCAUCAUUAGCUGGCAAUUACUGCAGGUGUGUGGUUGCUCUAAGUUCACCAGCGUACUAAUGUGGUUGAUUGUAUCACAGUAACAGUGCACAGUGUACUUCUGUUUCUCGUUGCUCAAGACCAAGGUGAGGUUAUGGAACUCCAGUCUCUCCCAUCAUCUGUGCAGGAGGAUACAGAUGGCUUCACAGAAGUUGAUGAAGACUGUGUCACACGUACGGGAGACAACUGAGUGUUGCAGGUUCUCUAGGUAUCAAGAGCUUGGGGUGGAGAUGGCUGUGUUCAUGAGAGCAUUCAAAUGGCAAUGGUCAGCCCUGCAAAAACCUAAAGUGUAAAGCAAACCUGAACACUGACAGUGUAAUCACCAUGUAAUGGGAAAACCCCACAUACAGUUUGAGACUUUUCUCUAAAGAAACAACUAAAACCGUCGUUCAUCAGUCGUUCUGACCAACAGUUAAAGUUCAGGAGAUGAUAUGGCUGAACAAAUGAGGAAGGGAUGCAUAAGGCCGCAGCUGCAGACCAAACUAAAAUUCUAAACACCAGUCAUUUUUUGGCUUCAUUGCUUGGACCAACCACAACUUCCCCUAUAGCAUUUUCUUCAGUUUCUUCCUGGGAAAGCCACAUAGCAGGUUAGUCAGCUACCAGAGUACUUCUAUCCAUUCAAUUUAAGAAAAACAGAAGAGAUACUCCAGAAGAGUAUACCUCAUUCACUUUCUGUGGUGAUAUGGAGGUAGAAAUGCUUUAAGAAUUUUCCUGAAAGAAUGAGGCAUGGUGACGGUUGCUUACAAAAUUGCCGCUGCUUUUGAGAAGCUCUUUGCCCACUAAAAAAGACAUGGUGAAGUAUAUAACUCCAAGCACUCAUGCAAACACUGACUUUGUUCUUAAGGAAAGGACUUCAGUCAGUUCCACAUUGGUUUUUUUUCUUUUUCCUUUUUUUUAAAGCCGCAACUACAUGCUGACAUCUUAGGGUUUGUUUUUAAAUGAAAUUUAUAUAUGACUUGUGCCCUGGCAUUAGGUUCCCAUUUUAUUGGGGUACCUAACUGACUUUGCUGGCUAGCUGCUGGGGUUGCUUCAGAUCUUCAGCAGAUGCACUGCUGGAGGCAGCUAUUUGAAGAUGUGUUUUCUGAGGAAAACAGGCUACAACUGGUUAUUAAAACCAUAGAUGUAUCAGAUGCUCGGUGUGAAGUGUCAUUGGACCAUGGUCAGAAACACCGGCAACACCUAAUUAGUGCUCAGGAUAGUCAUUCAAAAGUUGUGACUGGCGGGACAGUUUAAGUACUCUGUAGUUAACCAUUAGCAUGCGAGUUGACCUAAUGGAACUUUCUGAAGAGUCUUUAAAAAUAAUACCUUAACCUUGCCAGGAAGAGAAGUAAAAUUCUUCAGGCUAUAAGGUAUUUGUUUCUAAUCCAGCCUGGCAGGCAGGGCUAAACCUGAGAAUAUAGAUGUAUGAGACAUGUUGGUGUGUACGGCACUUAAUACUAAAGGCAUAAAAGUGAAACUGCUAAAUGUGUAUAGAGAUGGAUGUGUUUGACAUGUGGGACUAUUCACAUCUUAUAGACAUCCGAGAAUUUACUCCAGAAAGGAGCCUCUUGAAUGUGAUAAAUAUGGCAAAGCCUUUAAUCACAUCUCAGCCCUUAGCAUCAGAAAGCUUACACUGUAAAUAAAGCUUAUUAAUAUUAUUAUAUGUGAAGAAAACUUUCAUGCAUAGCACUCGUUGCUUUGGACAGAUACGAAUUCCCUCAGUAUGUUCCAGUCAUUGGUUAAUUUCAAAAACACUGCAGAGGGAGCUCAGUCUUCGCUCCAAAGAAGAAAACAAUGUGAGGAAAUACUAAAGAAAUAGCAAAAUGUACAACUUCAUACAAACCUGUUAAUGUUGGGUACUUCUUUAUAUUUUAUAUGGCCAUAAUGUUGGUGUGUUUUGUACCUUUAAAACCCGUUAUUCUGUAUAGUCCCCCCGAAACAAGAUUUUGCAUUUUAUUUUAAUGUAUUUGACAGAGCACAUCACUCCAAAAAGUGAAAUUUUGGAGUGAAUAGUGAACAUAGUGAUACAGUGAUAGAUAAAAAGUUACUUCACAGAACUGAGGAGGGGAAAAAAUCAGAAGAAAACAAACCUUCAUUGGUUUGGUGCUUCUUGAAUUGAGAGAUCAAUAAAAUUGUGGAGACACACACAUUAAUAGGGCACUAAAAUGGAACAACUCCCGUAAACAGGAGCUUCUUGAGAGUUUCUUCUCAUUCCCUAGAAGCUGACCUCUGAGCUGCCAGGUCAUUGUGAGCAAAGGAAUGCGUGGAUUCUGUGGGCUUGCCCGGGAAGGAGGGUCUCCAUGAAUUGAGAGUAGGAAGUGUCCUGGGAUGGCUAGUGGGACCGGCUUAACCUGACCAGAUCUGUAAACCGUAGUCCUGCUCCCGCACUGAAUUUUAAUCUUCAUGCUAUAAAACUUCGGAAAACACCAAGGUGGGCUGUUUCCCAGGGUGUAGGGCUGGACACGUCUGUGAUACUAUGAGAGUUGUCUGAUGAGGCUCGAAAAACUUGCAGGCUUGUGGCUGUGCUCCUGUAUACCUUCCCUGCUCCUGCUUUCUUUCCCUCUUAUAUGCUUAUUAGGAGAAAGAGUUUGUGAAGAGUCGUAGCUGUGGAAGAUUUUUUUUCUUUAAUCCUAGGUCACCUUUGUUCCAGAUAGACAUGCUGAUCUACUUAUCUGAAACCAACUCACCAGGUUCCACCUGCCAUCCUCUUGGGAGACCGAUGGUGUGAACUGGGAUAGCAGUAUUGAAAUGUAAUCAUUAACAGUAAUACUUGCUCUGUUUUUGUGCAUUCCUCUCUGAGCAAUCUCAGAAAUAUUUGAAGGAGCUGAGGUUUCCAUUAUGGAAACCAAGUGAAGGUCUACAGAGUAAAUGAAAUACAAACUCAGAAAAGCAAAUGAAGUGGUAUAAAUAGAUCAUUUCAUAGGGGUUAGGGUAGAUUUUUAUUUCAGCUACUACUGGAGAAUAUAAUAGCAUUAUUAUUUGAAAAGUUUUCCUAAUGUAGAUUUAGGUUUCGUUCUAAGCAUACUACUGUACAUUUAAAAGCAGUUACUUAUUUUGCUAUCCAGAUUAAUUUUUUAUUGUAUCUGAAAUUAAAUUAUCUUUUACUUUUCAAAGCUUUGUAAAACAAACUUGAAGUUAUAAGGAGGUAAGCCAUCUCCAAUUCUGCAGGUCAAACAAAAGUUGGAGAAAUACUUUGGACAUCCCAUAAACAGAACGUCUUAACGUGAGCACUUAGUUUCACACUGUGUGACUCUGUUUACUAGGGGACACCACCAAUCUCCUGUCUUUCUCUAUUACCCUAAACAGUGGAAAGGAGAAAGGGGCAUUAGGUGAUUUCUAAACCAUGGUCUGCUCUCAUUUUAACACUUUUUUUUUUUUUUUUAAACCUUGGAGAUUCUCACACCACUGUUUAGUAAAUGAAUCAUGACUCACUUCAAGUUAAACAUUAACCGGAAAGUUCAUUGGUCUUUAAAAGUAAAAUUUCUCCCUUCAGCAAGCACUCGUUAAGCAGUGAGGCUUGGUGCUUGGAGAUACACAGAAUGAGAUCUGAGUGAGUGAAAGAGGCGGUACUGAAACUUGGGUUUUGUUCCAGUUUCAGAUUUGGGUUUUAAAUUCGAUUGGUCCAGGAAGGGGGCGGGGCAGCUGCAGUUACCCUGAGUCAGCAUCCUGUUGUCCCCUCUCAGGUGCGAAGGGAAGGAGAAGCGGGAGGUGUUGUAACACCCCACACACCGUCCUGUCACCUGAGGAAGCACGAUGAGCCUGGAGUGGGGAGAAGAGAAAUUUGAGGGUGAGGUGGCUUAGUGCUCGUUGCCUUCCUCCUCACCUCAACCAAGUAACAGCGUAGAGCUGCUGCUUGAAAUUUCUAGUCUGCCCUAGCAAAGCAUGUUAGACUUAGAGAUGCUUCUGCUGGCAGCAGGAGUUACUUGAUCACAUAUGAGGUGGGUGGGGUGGGAGGAAGCAGAUUGUGAUUAUGCAGAAAAAUCAUGUCCAAAAAAUACAUGAGUGGAGGGAUAAGGGUUGUGUUAUGCAGACAAAAUCAGUAAUUAUUUUAAGAUGAGCAUAAUGUAUUUUUAUUAAACUUUUAGUUAAGUAUAGAUUAUUACAACCAGGUCAACAUGAUAAGCCUAAAUCUAUAGAGAGAGCUAACUCAGGCAUUGUCUUGUUCAUUUUCUAGCUAAAACAACCUGUCCUGUUUUUGUUAGUUCCCAGCUUCUUUUAGGGUAAAUUAGACCAAAAGAAGAAACUUGUCUUUGUAUACCCACACAAUUAAGUUAUUGCUGUUAAAAACUCGGGUUUUCAUUUUACUAGCCUCUGAAGAGUCCAGAUGCUUCGUAGAUGGUCAGUAAAUGAUUUCUAAAUUGAAUUUGUUGAAAACCCUCAUGUACAUUUCUAGAAAAGCUUACACUGAAUUUUGGAAUCUUAGACAAAAGGUGUUUAUUUUUAAAGCUGGGGAAACUCCUUCACUAAAAGUGAAACCUUAAGAGCUAAGGUUUCAAUAGUAAGAGAGAUGGCAGCACAAUAAAAUUUAUAGUCAGUGGUCCAUUUUAGGAAGCCUGUGAUGUCUGACAGAGAAAUGAUAGAGAAUAGUGAAGUUGCGGAAGGAAGUCUUGGAGAUUGUAAUAUUCUCUUUAUGUUGUUUCUCUUCUGGGUCAUGGUAAAACAAUAAAUUAUCAUCUCUAAGUGGCAA